GGGAUGAGAAGGGUUCCUCAUGUCUUGAAUUAUGGUUACUCCCAUUACCUCUUCUUAUAUGCGUCAUUCUUCUCUUUUUGCAGCAUGCUGUGAACUACAUGAAAGUUGCCUACAUGCCACCACUGCAGGACAUCGGGCCUGAACCUCAGCAAGUCCAGUUUAUUUUUUCCGUCAGCAAUCAGCAUGGUGGCACUUUGUACGGGAUCUGCUUCAAUAUUACAAUUCUUCCUGUGGACAACCAAGCCCCAGAGGUUUUUGCAAACCAUUUGAAAGUGGAAGAGGGUGGCCUGAGCCCUGUCACAGAGGAACACAUUCUCAUCUCUGACAUCGACACAAAACGGGAGCAUCUCUUCCUCCUCAUGCAGAGACAGCCUCGGCAUGGGGCAGUGGAGCUGGAUGGCGUUCCCAUGAAUGAAGGCGACAGGCUUUCCUGUGGGGAUCUGCAUUCACUGGCAGUCAGGUAUCGGCACGAUGGCUCCGAGACUCUCACUGAUGAUGUCCUCUUUGCAGCCACAGAUGGCAUCCACUUUGUAGAGUUCAUCCUGCAGGUCAAGGUGUUGCCUGUGAAUGACGAGCCACCUGUCAUGCGAAUAGGCCUUGUUCCUGUGCUCCACUGCCUGGAGGGUGAAGAAGUGGUCCUCUCCUCAGAGUACAUUUCUGCCACAGAUGCAGACAGUGAUGACAUGAAACUGAUGUUUACACUGACUCGCCAGCCCCACCAUGGGAUAGUGAGGAAAGCUGGCACUGCUGUGGAUCGUUUCUCUCAAGCUGAUGUCAUCUCUGGUUUAGUCACAUAUGAGCACACUAGUGGGGAGAUUGGCCUGACUCCUUCCACUGAGAUCUUAACCUUCAUUGUCUCUGACAGUGAGGCUGGCCUAGAUGUGAAAGGCUGCUGUUAUGAUGGAGCUCUUCCUCCUCCAGUUCCUCUUCACAAUCCAUUUCCAGUAUAUGACCUUAACAUCACUAUACUUCCAGUGGACAACCAGCCUCCAUCAAUUGCAACUGGUGCAAGGUUUGUGGUGGAGGAGGGCUCCUCAGCAGCCAUUACCACAAACCAUUUGUUUGCCACUGACCCUGACACCACUGCAGAUGAUUUAGAGUUUGUCUUGGUUUCUCCUCCCCAGUUUGGUUACAUUGAAAAUAUACUGCCUUCUCCUGGGUUUGAGAAGAGCAACAUUGGUAUAAGUAUAGCUUCGUUUCAGCUGAAGCACCUGAAAGCCCUGAACAUAAACUAUGUACAAGCCAGGCACAUGCGAAUGGAGCCAACAGCAGACUACUUUGUACUUUAUGUCACUGAUGGGCUGCAUCGCUCAACAGAGACUCCAUUUUUCGUGCUGAUCAACCCAACCAAUGAUGAAAUUCCAGAAUUCACAGCUAGGAAUAUUACUGUUCAAGAGGGGGAGAUGAAAGAGCUGGAUCUCUCUGUUAUCAAUGCAGUUGAUCUGGAUGUGCCUCAAGACUGCUUGGUAUUUGCGGUUGUGCAGAGGCCCUGGCAUGGGUUCCUUAUUAAUGGAGUUCAUGGCAAUGAUAUUCUACACUAUAAACAGUUAAUUAACCACAACCACCACAGCCAUGGGUUGCUUGUUCAUGACUUUUCCAUGGAGCUACUGAAGAAUGGAAUGAAGCUGAUGUACAUGCAUGACAAUUCAGAAAACCUCACUGACAGCUUUAAAAUCCAGCUAUCAGAUGGGAAACAUAAAGUCCUCAGAACCAUUUCAGUAAAGGUCAUUCCAGUUAACGAUGAGAAACCUCUGCUGGUCAAGAAGGAUGAUAUAGAGGUGAACAUGGGUGAAACUCGAAUAAUUUCUAGUGCUGUUCUGUCAGUGGAAGAUAAAGAUACCCCCAGGGAGAGAAUUCUCUACUUAUUUGAAAGACUUCCAGAAAAUGGUCAGCUUCAGCUCAAGGUAGGCCAAGGCUGGAUGACUCUUCAAACUGGAAUGAACUGCACUCAGGAAGAACUGGAUAUGAACCUUGUGAGAUAUGUCCAUACAGCAGCUAUAGGUUCCAAAACCCAAGACAGCUUCACAUUUUUUCUGUGGGAUGGGCACAACAGAUCCCCAGCUGUGGACUUCUUUGUAAAUAUCAAGGACAUGGAAAAAGGAGACAUUGCUGUUUUCAUUAAACCUCUUAGAGUGCCAAAAGGGGAUCGGAGCUGCAUUACAACUGAUGUCCUCCUUGCACUGGAUGGCACUGACAAGCCAGAGGAGCUCCUCUAUGUGAUAACCUCCCCACCCCAGUAUGGACAAGUAGAGUAUGUCAACUAUCCUGGCAUCCCCAUUACAAGCUUCAGUCAAAUGGAUGUAGCAAGACAGAUAGUCUGCUAUGUUUCCAAUACUAAGGCAGUUGUUCCUGAAGACACAUUCAGAUUCAUCAUCAGCAAUGGACUGAGGAAUAAACACGGGACAUUCAUGAUCUCCUUGGAGGCUGUCGACCAAGCUUUGCCCACACUAUCUAGGAACACAGGGUUAAGAUUAGUGGAAGGCGCUAUGGCAGUCCUUUCUCCUGAUGUCCUGCAGCUUUCAGACCCAGACACUGCCAAAGAAAACCUUACCUUCCUCUUGGCUCAGCUCCCCCAAUAUGGUCAUCUCUAUUAUAGAGGGGCUGUGCUGCUGCAGUACAAUUUCACCCAGCAAGAUGUGGACAACAGGGAUGUUGCAUACAAGCAUGGCGGUGGGGAUUCCCAGAUUGACAGAUUUACAUUUGUUGCAACAGAUAGGACAAAUCAAGGCUUCAUCGUGAAUGGGAGGGUGCAGAGCGAGCCAGUGGCAUUCACCAUUCAGGUGGAUCAUUUGGACAAAAUUGCACCAAAAAUUAUUCAUCUCCAUUGCUUUUCUGAUGUGGAACUGCUGAAGAAUGGCAAUUAUGGGAUCUAUAUUACUGCCAGGUCCCUGAAGGCAUCUGAUUCCAAUACAGAAGAUGACAAAAUAAUCUUUAAGAUUUUACGAGGUCCUCAUCACGGCUACCUGGAAAACAUAACAACAGGUGGAUUUAUUCAGGAAAGGUUUAGCCAAAAGGAUUUAAACAGCAAAAUUAUACUUUACGUCAUCAAUCCAUCACAGGAAGUGAAUUCAGACCACUUGGAGUUUCAAGUCACAGAUGCUAAUGGAAACUCCGCAGUACCCCAAAGGCUGGAGCUGCGGUGGUCUCGGAUUGAAAUGCAGCAGACCGAAUAUGAGGUGUGUGAGAGCGUGGGAGUGGUGUCUCUGAAAAUCACCAGGGCAGGACACUCUGCAGAGUUGGCCUUUGUUGCUGUGAAGGUCAAUGAAAUAUCCGCUGUGCUGGGAAAAGACUUUACAGUGACUCCCUCCAAGCUUGUUCAGUUUGAUCCAGGAAUGUCAACCAAGAUGUGGAAUAUAGCAAUUACCUAUGAUGGAUUAGAGGAAGGUGAUGAAGUCUUUGAAGUAGUUCUGAACUCCCCUGUGAAUGCUGUUCUUGGCACCCGGACAAAAGCUAUAGUGAAAAUUUUGGACUCAAAAGGAGGUCAGUGCAGCUAUUCCCAUUCUUCUGGCCAAAGCAAGCAUGACUUCUGGGGGAGAGGCACGCUGCUUCCAGUUUCCUCGGGCUCCUCAUCACCUUCCAGGCCUGGCAACACUCCCUUGGAAGGGAUCCCAUCACCUCCUUCCAAAGGGAUAAGAGAACAUGUAGGGGACCCGCAGCAGGAACACAGCUUGGCGAAUCGGUCAAGGACCAGGCUGAGAGUGACUGGAAAUGGCAGAACAGUUCAUCGUUCAUCUGUAUUUAGAAAUGGAACAGAUGUGGUUUUCAAAUACCAUGGGAUGGUGUCACUCAAAAUAGAGGAUGACACCUCAUCAGCUAAAGCAAACAAGAGGGCUCAAGUGUCAGUAAUUAACCAAGCACAACCACAGAUAAAUGUCAUCUCCUCUAAGAAGACAGAAAUCCCACAAGCUGAUAAGGCAGAACUGACAUCUGAACCAAGCUCAAGACAUCAGGACUUUUACUCCUUUCCAAAGGCCUGUACACCAGAUUUAAAGGGGCUCUUGCAUUAUGAAGAAAGUACUCAAAAGUUAUUUCAGUGUGAUGGGAUAAUAUGGAAAUUCUGGAAUUCCCAAAGUAAGGAGAUAAGCACAAAGAAAUGUCCCUCCGGAUGGAGUCAUCAUGAGGGCAGCUGCUACUUCCUGGUAGUGAACCACAAGGUCACCUGGAACACUGCUGCUCGGGCUUGCAAAGAACAGUACCUGGGGAGUCUAGCAAGUGUGGCUAAUGAACAACACAUGCAGUGGCUGUGGGACUUCAGUGGGAGGAAGCCCUUUUGGAUAGGGUUGAGCGACCAAGUCAAUCCUGGACGUUGGGAGUGGAAUGGAGGAGAACCUGUAACCUACACGAACUGGAGAAGAGGCUCAUACCACUUUCCAAAGAGAGGAAGAAAUUGUGUAUGGGUGCAGAAGCGAGGAAAAUGGCAAGCAACUGACUGCAGGAAGGUCAAACGGAACAGCUAUAUAUGUUCAAGAAAGCUGUAAAGAAUGGAGGAUCCCUGUGAAAGCACGUGGACAUUCAUAUUGUUUCAGUUUUCUUUACCUGCAGACAUGUGAGGGUAUGCAGUUAGAAAACAGUCAUAAUUAUCAGCAAGGUUUAUUUUAUAUGCUGCCUGAGAAAUGCAGAUGCAUUGGACUCUAACCAAGGAACAGGUCAGU
Pterocles gutturalis (yellow-throated sandgrouse) is the source of this 4652-nucleotide messenger RNA. Its product is annotated as FRAS1-related extracellular matrix protein 1-like. The annotation marks the transcript as partial. Gene Ontology annotation, cellular component: membrane. Gene Ontology annotation, biological process: cell communication. Lineage: Eukaryota; Metazoa; Chordata; Aves; Pterocliformes; Pteroclidae. The transcript is spliced from 25 exons. The record is from RefSeq and is a predicted model, not a curated record.